UCGCAGCGAAACGAACGUGAACUUGCAGUAGUGAUAAGUGAAGUGCAAAGAGAACAAUAUUUGUAUUAAUACUAAACACAAAUCUAAAUAUGAUGUGCAAAGUGAUUUUGAUUACAGCCAUUUUGGCCAUUUUUAAUGGACAAUUUGCAACAGCCGAUUUGUUGACUUGCCAAAAUGCAACCAGUUUGGAUUUUAAUAACACCCAAUUGGCUGGCACUUGGUUCGAAGUGGCUCGCAAUCCUGCUCCCAGUGUUACAUGUGUUGAGAUUACCGCCAGUUUGUAUACAAACGCGACAAAUGCCUCAACCACCACCUACUUUGGCCUGGACAUCUUGCAGUCGUCUUCAAACGUAUCGACAUAUCAAGAUAAUGAAUUGAUAGCCAAUUUCACAUUGGAUGUUAAUGGCACACAGGGAUACAAUGUCACCCUCUUGAAGAACGGAGUUGCCCAAACUCCAUAUUUCGUUAAAAUCUUGGACCUCAAUGCCACUUCCGGUUUCCUCUACGGUUGCUCAUACACAAAUGCUACGGCUGGAGCCACUGAAGGCGUCGGCUUUAUUUUGAGCAAGGCAACGUCCAUCAACUCUACCCUAUUGUCUGAGGGCAACAAUAAUGCCUCGUUGUCCUACAGUGUCUUCCAAAAUGGCUCCUUUUACAAUGUGACCCAAACUGGCUGCUACAGAAGCUCUGCUAGUCAGGCUCUUCCUGUGAUUUCCGGCUUGUUUGCUCUAAUUAUGUUGCUGAUUAAUCGUAAUUAGAACUACAAAUUGUUAAUACUUUUUGCCACCAGCUUUAUCUAACAAAUACUGUAUUGUAAUUGCCUCAAUAGUUUCAACAAUCUUGCCAGUAAGAUCUUAUUUCUCCGGCCUCUUUUAUUUAGUUUUUUAAUUUAUUAGAAAUGAAUGUAUAAUAAAAACAAAAAACUAAGUACGUUCGUGACUCAUUUUUGGAUGAAAACCCCCCAUAA
This is a messenger RNA of Drosophila willistoni, 967 nucleotides long. RefSeq lists its product as uncharacterized. NCBI's taxonomy places the organism in Eukaryota, Metazoa, Arthropoda, Insecta, Diptera, Drosophilidae. The record is from RefSeq and is a predicted model, not a curated record. The transcript has 3 exons. The coding region runs from base 90 to 758 and encodes 222 amino acids.